Molecule: messenger RNA, 795 nt
Organism: Drosophila nasuta
Lineage: Eukaryota; Metazoa; Arthropoda; Insecta; Diptera; Drosophilidae
Product: AF4/FMR2 family member lilli-like
Exons: 1
Coding region: 1-444 (147 amino acids)
Source: RefSeq, a predicted model, not a curated record
AUGUUCGAGACCACGCUGACUUUGCCACGCACCAGCGUGCUAACCGAACCGCUGGGCAGCGUUCCAUCCACUUCGACGGCGGCGGUGCAAACAACCACCACCACCAGCAAACGGCGUCGUCGUCGUCGCAACAAACGCCGCCGCAAGUCAUCCAUGUCGAGCAGUGAGGCGCCCUCGUCGCGCACCUAUGAUCCUGUGAUGACGGCAACCAGCAUACGCGGUGGCGGUGGCACAGCACGUCGUGGUCGACGCAGGAACGUCAGUUCCUCGGCAUCAGCAGCAGCGGCGGCGGCGGCAGCAGCAGCAGCAGUAGCCGCGGCAGAGGAAGCGGCGGCAGCAAUUGAGGAAGCAGAAGCAGAAGAAGCAUCAUCGUCGGCCAGAAGCGGUGGCAGCAGUCCGGGAUUAUUUGCGGAUCCGAGUGACUAUUUCGAGACACUCGAUUAGAUUCUUAAGUUUGGUUGGCUGUCAGCUACCUGUCAGCUGCAAUCUGUAGUAGGUUAAUUCUGUUGUUACUUUCACAUUUUUUACAUGCGCCUUCCCCAUAUGUGCGCCUAUUUAAUGCCCUUCUUUUUAAACUGGUUUAAACAUUAUUUGCAAAGGAAAGAAACAAAGAAAAUUAAUAAUGAAUGCGCGACAACAGUGUUUGUUUGGCGAGAUUUUAAAUAACGUUUUAAAGCAUAUUUUUAUAUUAAUUAGCUUUUCGGAUGUAAGCAUAAAACGUGUGUGUAAUAUUAUCUUAUGUAUAAUUAAUUAAACAAUUAUGAUGAAGGCCGUGCUGCGUCACGCCUCCUCCUA